Cryptomeria japonica (Japanese cedar) is the source of this 1438-nucleotide messenger RNA. RefSeq names its product protein SRC2-like. The record is from RefSeq and is a predicted model, not a curated record. The transcript has a single exon. Gene Ontology annotation, biological process: defense response. Bases 400 to 1260 code for a protein of 286 amino acids. Lineage: Eukaryota; Viridiplantae; Streptophyta; Pinopsida; Cupressales; Cupressaceae.
UGGGAGGCGCAUAAAUCCAUAGGAUCUAGACUCCUACCAGACACGGAUUUAACGCGUUCAAAUAAAAUUCCACAAAAUAUCAUACUUUAUAUAGUCCCACCGAAAGAAACAGCUUUGGGCAUCUUUGAUUCAACUCGAAACCAGUAAAAUCGAAUUCUUGUCAGCCAGGAAAAAUUUUAAAAUACAAUGCAGCAUCUGAAUGUCGUUGGGGACCUUCUUGGAAAUUACUUAACGAUUAAGAUAUCUCAACUGAGCAACCAUUAGAAAAUUCCUCCUCAUUUACCAGACCUCUGCAAUAUAAAUUCAAGCCAUUAGCAAUACCCACACAAUUGUUCUUGUGAAAAUCCCUCACAGAGAAGCUUUCAUUCAAUCCCUUAAUUUCAAAUCCCCCAAUUGAGAAUGGCAGGGCGCCCAAGGCCUGUAGAAGUGGAUCUCACACUCAUCUCUGCAAAAGAUCUCAAAAAUGUGAACUGGCGAUACGGCGAUCUGCGUCCCUAUGCUGUGGUUUGGGUCGACCCGGGCAACAAAAUUUCGACUCAGGUCGAUCCAGAGGGCGAUAUGAAACCCUCAUGGAACGAGAAGCUCACCAUUCCUGUCACAGGCCCGCUGGAGGACGCCGAGCUGACCAUAGAAAUCGUCCAUGAAAAGGCCUCCGAGCUGACAAAACCCCUAAUUGGAACCGCCAGGGUUCGACUCACAGAAAUCCUGGACGAAGUGGGGUUCGACCAGAGGCAAGAACGGACCCUCAAAUUGAAGCGCCCGUCCGGCCGCCCGCAGGGUAAGCUCGAUAUCGCGGUCUGCCUGAGGGAAAAGCGAUGGCCCCAGCAGGAGUACCCUUACCCGCAGCCCUACGGCACAAGGGAAUAUGCCCCUGCUGCUUAUCUAUCCCAGCAGUACCCAUAUGCAUAUGGUGCAAACCCUCCUCCACAGCAAUACCCUUAUGGUAGAAACCCUCCUUCAGGAUACCCUAGUGGACCUUAUGGGAACCCUUAUACACAACAGGCCCCUGUUUCUUAUGAGGGUUCUGGAUAUGGCGGUGGGCCUGCUUAUGGCGAGACUGAGAAGCCCAAGAGCAGUAAGUUUGGGGUUGGGACUGGUUUGGCUGUGGGAGCUGUAGCUGGGGUUUUGGGUGGCUUGGCUCUCGCUGAGGGGGCUGAUUAUGUGGAAGAUAAGAUUGCUGAAGAUGUUGCAGAGAAGGUUGAGGAUGAUUAUGCUGAUCAGGGUGGUUAUGAUGAUUAUGAUGGUGGUGAUGACUACUGAAAAAGAGUCUUCGAUUCAGGAAAUGCUUUUUAGUGUUGGUGUGAGUUUCAAUCCGUUGCAGUUUUUCUUUUGCAUCAAAACAAUGUUGUGAUAACUUUUCAAUCAAUUUUAUGGUUGCUUACUGCUUGAGAACAAUUAUCUUUAAUUAUCUUGAAAUGUUGAGAACAUUUAUUUCUAA